This is a messenger RNA of Closterium sp. NIES-67, 1343 nucleotides long. Lineage: Eukaryota; Viridiplantae; Streptophyta; Zygnematophyceae; Desmidiales; Closteriaceae. The record is from the annotation of a GenBank genome assembly.
AGAGAGUCGCUCCUUGGUAUCCUAGGUUCCUUCGCUUUCGCUCUCCGCUCGCUUUCGUCCAUCUCCCCAUCCGGGCGAAGGAGCUCCGGAAACUGGAGGAGCGUCUCUCAAAGGACUGCGCUGAUAACGAGCUCCGAUCGGCGAUUGAUAAGGAUUGCUUAGCACUAUUAGCCGAUCAGCCAUUGAUUCUCGGACCUGUAGUAUCAGUGAAGGGGAAGCGGCGAGCGUGUUUGGCGCGCGUCAGUCCUUACGGUCCUUACAAUACGUACAGUCAUCACGUCGUAGUGUAUUGCAAGAAUCCGCGCAUAUCCGCGUCCUGGUUUUCUAGACUUCGAUUCUGUUCGGCCUUGGGCUUGCCAGCAGAGAGGCGUCGCCAUGGCGCUCUCGCUGCGCCAGAAGCAGAUAGACACCAUCAUUCGCAUGCUCAAUCUCAACAGCCCCGUUACAGUCACGAUGGGCGGCCCUUCCACGUCAGACGGUGACGUGUACAAAGUGCUGCUGCUGGAUAAAUACUCCCGAGACCUCAUCUCGCCGCUGCUUAAGGUGUCCGAUCUGCGAAAGCAUGGCAUCACCCUGCACCUGAUGGUCGACGCCGACCGCCAGCCCAUUCCUGAUGUGCCAGCUGUCUAUUUCGUACAAGCCACCCCGGGCAAUAUCCAGCGGGUCAUCCAGGACGCCACCCGCGGCACGUACGACAAGAUGCACCUCAACUUCACCGCCUCCGUGCCGCGCCUGCUCCUGGAGGACCUGGCUGCGGGCACUCUUAAAGCCAACGCUCUGCACCGCGUGGCGCGGGUCUUUGACCAGUACUCCGAGUUUGUGUGUCUUGACCACGGGUUGUUUUCGCUCGGGCAGCCCGAGAGUUAUGUGCGGUUGAACGACCCAAUGGCAAAGGAUAAGGACGUGGAGGGGGCGGUGGAGAGUAUUGUUAACGGGCUGUUCUGCGUGCUGGUGACGCUGGGGGUGGUGCCGGUGAUUCGGUGCCCCGAGAGAGGGCCGGCUGAGAUGGUGGCCAGGCAGCUGGACGCCAAGCUAAGGGCGCACCUCGCCACGCAUAACAACCUCUUCAAGGAAGCAGCGGCUGGGGCGCUAGCAGCAGGAGCAGCAGCGGUGGCGUCGGGGGGAGGGGGAGCGGGGGGUGGAGCAGGGGGAGGGGGGUGGGGGGGGCUCUGGGGCUGUUCCAGCGGCCGUUGCUAUUCAUAGCGGAUAGGAACUUCGAGCUGGCGGUGGGGGUGCAGCACGAGUGGACGUACCGGCCGUUGGUGCACGACGUGCUGGGGAUGAAGCUCAACCGAGUGAGCAUCCACAAGGGAGGCGCUGGGGGAGGAGCGGGGGCCGGGAGC